Messenger RNA from Coregonus clupeaformis (lake whitefish), 1562 nucleotides. RefSeq names its product dehydrogenase/reductase SDR family member 7B. Gene Ontology annotation, molecular function: oxidoreductase activity. The record is from RefSeq and is a predicted model, not a curated record. The coding region runs from base 366 to 1301 and encodes 311 amino acids. The transcript has 8 exons. Gene Ontology annotation, cellular component: membrane. Lineage: Eukaryota; Metazoa; Chordata; Actinopteri; Salmoniformes; Salmonidae.
UUAAGCUUUCCUAGCUGCUUCCGGGUUACUUUCUACAUUCGGUUUUUGGAUCUCAACAAAAAUUACUAUAAAAUAUUAUCAUAAUAAACCUUUGUAUGUUGACGACGAGUCAGACGGACUUCAGUUCAGGUGUGUCAAGUCACUCGGCAUAGCUACAUAAGAUAUUUGCGGCACUUUGCCAGCAGAGCCGCUUGCUUACAGCUGCACUAGUGUCGAUCCGCGCUAUAAAGCAUGUGUGAAACGCAAACGAACCCAGGCUGAAACGAAUCCUGGACCAGUGUGAGUAGCGGGUGCAAGAUUCAGGACCAGAGUAUUAGGCGGGGUAAACUGAUAGGGUCGGGUGGUCCUGUCCAAUCAUCCCAGCCAUGGAGCGUGUAAUGGGGGGAGUGGUGCCGCUGGUCCUGGGUGGGCUAGGGCUGGUGCUGCUCUACCGGCUGCUCCAGAGGCUCCAACAGGGGGCUACCAUCCAGGACGCUGUGGUGGUCAUCACUGGAGCCAGCUCUGGCCUGGGGAGAGAGUGUGCUCGGGUGUUCCAUGCUGCCAAAGCAAGGCUGGUUCUGUGUGGCCGGGACGCAGCCAGGCUACAGGACGUAGUUCAGGAGCUCACAGCCACCGCAGCAGAAAGCCAGCGGCAGACGUACACCCCCAUUAUGGUGAUCUUUGACCUGUCCGACACAGCGGAAAUGGUUGCCAUGGCCGCGGAGGAGAUCCUGAGGUGCUAUGGCCACGUGGACGUCCUCAUCAACAACGCCGGCAUCAGUCAUCGCGGCAACAUCCUGGAGACGCACAUCUCCGUACAGAGGGGCGUCAUGGAUACCAACUACUUUGGGCCCAUAGCUCUGACUCAAGCCCUCCUGCCCUCCAUGGUUCGCCGGCGCAGUGGACACGUAGUGGUCAUCAGCAGUGUCCAGGGGAAGAUUGCCAUUCCCUACAGAUCAGCUUAUGCGGCCUCCAAACACGCCACCCAGGCCUACUUCGACUGUCUGAGGGCUGAGAUGGAGCGCUACAGUAUACAGGUGACAGUGGUCAGCCCUGGCUACAUCAGAACCAACCUGUCUCUUAACGCUGUCACGGGGGAUGGCUCCAAAUAUGGAGUCCUGGACAAGACGACAGCUUUGGGGCGGGAACCGAAAGAGGUGGCCCAAGUGGUCCUAAAGGCUGUCCAUCACAGGAGUAAAGAGGUCCUAUUGGCUGGGCCCCUGCCCACUCUGGCCGUCUACAUUCGCACCCUGUGGCCCGCCCUCUUCUUCAAACUCAUGGCCUCUCGGGCUCGCAAGGAGCAGAAAUCCAAAGAUGAGUGAGAAGUUGGAGGGGGAGAGAGAGGUGAUGUGGCAAAACUAUGGGAAUGGAUCAAUUGAUUAAUGCACACUGUAAUAACUUGCAAAUGGAAAAGUUGUUUUGUUUUAAAGCCACAAUGUGAGAUGUGGUUCAUUAAUUGAAAUAACUGGAAAUCUUACAAACUGCGGUUUCAACUUCAAGGUUAACAUCAUGCAAAGUGUUCAGGGUAGAUCACAUUUACAAUUAUGAUAUUGACGUGUAAUAAAAUUUCAGAGCAACCCGAA